Molecule: messenger RNA, 1538 nt
Organism: Tarenaya hassleriana
Lineage: Eukaryota; Viridiplantae; Streptophyta; Magnoliopsida; Brassicales; Cleomaceae
Exons: 2
Coding region: 159-1397 (412 amino acids)
Source: RefSeq, a predicted model, not a curated record
UUUGUUCUUCGAAACCCAGAAAUCAUCUUGUUGAGAAAUAGCAAAAUGGUAUCAGAGCGUACCUAACCUUUUAUAAUACCUUUCAUUUCUUCUUCGCCUCUUUCUUACCCAUCUUUCCAUUUCUUUUUCGUUCGUCCUCCGCAUUUGUUACCUAAGCCAUGGCUGAUAACACCCCUUCUCUCUCUUCUGCAACCUCCGAUAUCCCUUCUUCUACAUCCUCAAUCUCAUCCCCAGUUAACCCUAACCCAGAUCCUUCUUCUGUUUCUCUCCCCCAACUUUCUUCUGUUCAUAACCUUGAUCCCUAUGCAAAUCCUCUUUUUCUUCAUGCCGCUGAUUCUUCCAGUUUCACCCUUGUUUCUGAAAAAUUACAGGGUGAGACUAACUACAACCUUUGGUCCCGCUCUGUUAUCAAGGCUUUAAUCACGAAGAACAAGCUUGGUUUCAUUUUUGGGACACUCCCGAAGCCAUCGGAGUCUCAUCCCGAUUUUGGAGCAUGGUCACGCUGUAAUGCUCUGGUGGGCACCUGGCUCGCCAACUCGGUUUCCUCUGAAAUCGCAAGACUGAUUACCUAUCUGGACGAGGCUGAUGUCAUUUGGCAAACUUUGGAAACUCGCUACAAACAGAAGAACGUCUCGAAGAUCUUUAAUGUGGAGCAGAAAAUUGAAUCACUGCACCAAGGAGCUUCAGAUCUCAACACGUUCUUCACCAAACUCAAUACCCUCUGGGAAGAGCUCAAGAACUACGAACCUUACCCUGUUUGUUCUUGUGGUGGUUGCACCUGUCAAGCAAAUGCUAAGUUCAUCGAGCUCUGUGAACGUCGAAAAGUGGUUCAGUUUUUGAUGAAGCUGAAUGAGUCUUACUAUCCUGCGCGCCGCCAGAUUCUGAUGCUUGAACCACUGCCCAGUAUUUCGAAGGUUUAUAACUUGAUUUCGCAAGAAGAACACCAAAGGCAGACCCGAUCUACUUCUUCUGAUUCCGUGGUGUUUCAAACCUCUGCUUCUUCCUUUACCAGAGGUAAACCUUCUUUCACUGCUCAGACCAAGUCUCGUCCAGUUUGUGCUCAUUGUGGCCUACAAGGUCAUAUGGUCCACCGCUGCUACAAGUUGCAUGGCUAUCCACCUUCUUCGAGGUUUCUUGGGUCUUCUAAACCACCUCUGCUGCCGCGCCCAAAGUCAGGUUCUGACUCUAAGAAUCAUUACCCUGUUAAUAUGAUUGUCUCUGAGACAGGACAUGUGCCCAAGACUUCUACAAUGGAACAGGCUCAAGCCUUGUUUGAGAACUUUCAGUCUCAGCUCAAGCUUCUCGGGCCUUCCUCCACAAGUUCAGACUUGGUUGCGGAUCCUAAGCCAUCUCCCACACCAGGACCCUAUGCAGGGCUUGAUGAUUGGGAGGGGUGAGCUUAUCCAGAAUUUAUACAUUCUACAGCCGUUUUCAGUUUCUUCUCAUUCACUGCCUUCUACUCCAGCUUUUUCUCUCUCCACCGUUGAUCUCUGGCAUCAACGUCUUGGACAUCUCUCCAGUUACAAAGUGCAAGCAUC